Austrofundulus limnaeus is the source of this 1688-nucleotide messenger RNA. RefSeq names its product sodium/potassium/calcium exchanger 3. Lineage: Eukaryota; Metazoa; Chordata; Actinopteri; Cyprinodontiformes; Rivulidae. Gene Ontology annotation, biological process: intracellular calcium ion homeostasis; calcium ion transmembrane transport. The record is from RefSeq and is a predicted model, not a curated record. Gene Ontology annotation, cellular component: plasma membrane. Gene Ontology annotation, molecular function: calcium channel activity; calcium, potassium:sodium antiporter activity.
GUUCUGACGGGUCCAUGGCAGGUCUGGAUCACCGAGCGGGACGGAGGCUGCUGCAGGAAACCAACAGCAGCCUGGAGGAAGAGGAGGAGGAGUCUAAGAACUGCACGACUCCAGCUCUUCAUGAAUUUCCUUCAGAUCUUUUCACCAAUGAGGAGAGAACAGAGGGCGCCGUGGCGCUUCAUGUCCUGUGUACCGUCUACGUGUUCUGCUCUCUGGCUCUGGUCUGCGAUGAUUACUUCGUCCCGUCUCUGGAGAAGAUCUGUGAGCGCCUCCACCUCAGCGAGGACGUGGCCGGAGCAACGUUCAUGGCAGCCGGCAGCUCUGCACCUGAGCUUUUCACCUCUGUCAUCGGUGUGUUCAUCACCAAAGGUGACGUUGGAGUCGGGACCAUCGUCGGCUCGGCCGUCUUCAACAUCCUCUGCAUCAUUGGAGUCUGCGGCUUCUUCGCCGGACAGGCGGUGCAGCUGUCCCACUGGGCUCUCCUCAGAGAUUCUGUCUUCUACACUCUGUCCAUCACGGCRCUCAUCGUGUUCAUCUACGAUGAGGAGGUCUGCUGGUGGGAGUCUCUGGUCCUGAUCCUCAUGUAUGCCGUUUAUAUCCUCAUCAUGAAGUUGAACAGCCGAGCUCAGCGUUACUUCAGCCGACGACCAAAGAACUCAGUGAACCUGAGGGACGGGCUGACAGGAAGUACAGAGCUGGACGAUAACGUCUCAUGUGACGUCACCGUGGUCCUGCUGAAGAAAGCUGACCUCCACCGGACUCCGUCGGUGCUGAUGGUGGACGAGCUGCUGUCGGCGUACCCCCACCAGCUGACCUUCUCUGAGGCCGGCAUGAGGGUCAUGAUCACCAGUCACUUCUCCCCCAGAACCCGCCUCGCCAUGGCGUCCCGCCUGCUCAUCAACGAGAGACAGAGACUGAUCAACACCACAGAGACCCGGGUCAACUGCGUCCCCAAUGGAGACUCGGACUCUGUGGCCCGGGUGCAGGGCAGGCGGGGCUUGGAGAACGGGGUGGGCGGGGCKGAGCAGGUCCUGAAGGGGAUGAGAGGCCUGCAGAGGCUGGAGUCAGAAGACGAGACUGAAAACGAGAACAACGAGGAAGCCGAGGAGAAGACGGGACCUCUGCUGCCGUUCAAAGUUCCAGGAGGCGUCUGGAACAAAGUGAAGUGGUUGAUCAUGUGGCCUCUGUCUCUGCUGCUCUUCCUCACCGUUCCUAACUGCGCUGACCGGCGGUGGGAGCGGUGGUUCAUGGUCACCUUCUUCACAGCCACCGUCUGGAUCGCCGCUCUCUCCUACGUCAUGGUCUGGAUGGUGACGGUGAUCGGGUUCACGCUCGGCAUCCCUGAUGUCAUCAUGGGCAUCACCUUCCUGGCGGCGGGAACCAGCGUCCCGGACUGCAUGGCCAGUGUUAUUGUGUCCUCGGGGUCCAUCUGAACAAGUGGACUCUGGACCGCAGGCUGGGUCUGACCUGCCUCUUCUUGUACGCCGUCUUCCUCUGCUUCUCCGUCCUCAUYGAGUUUAACGUCUUCAUGUUCGUCAACCUGCCCACGUGUCGGGACAUCCACUGACCUUCCUCCUCCUCCUCUUCCUCACAGAGGAACCCUCACCUGGCUCCAGUGGGCGGCGUCWCGGCAGGAACUCCCACCUUUUCUUGGUUCUGGGAGCUCGGCUUGGUUUGAUGAAACGAAC